Messenger RNA from Chara braunii, 2489 nucleotides. Lineage: Eukaryota; Viridiplantae; Streptophyta; Charophyceae; Charales; Characeae. The record is from the annotation of a GenBank genome assembly.
CCUUCCUUUUCGAUGGGGAGAGGGUCUCRGAUUGGCUAGAUUUGGUGGAGCAGKCAAUGGUGGGACUGUCAGAUGAGGUSAAAUUYCAACGCGUUAUGAGGUAUGUGCUCCAUAGGCACCACCAGGAAGUGSAGAAGGUUGUGGACGCYGCCCAUGRCAGCUGGGCAAGAUUCAAGGAGAACAUGCUGCGCAAGUAUCGGUUGGGUGAUGGGUUGCUUACCAUCCAAGAUCUUGAGGGGAUGAACAAGGAUGACUUUACCACGAUAGGGGCCUUCGUACAAGAGUUUAAGAAGAAGGCGAGGAAAGUUCACAGGAUCUCUGAGGAAAGGCAGCGCGCUAUCUUUUUGGGGCUGCUCACUGGGUCAGAGGUGGCCGAACUGACGAGCCAUGGAGCAGGCAGCGCAAAGCUUACCUGGGCCACCAUCAACAGAGGAGUGGAGGAUGGGAGUUUGGACCAGGUAGAGCAGCAUCAGAUGCGCCUGCAAAGGAGGAAAAGAAAGGAAAGGGACGCUACUGCAUCAGGGACCCUGGGGGUGAAGAGGAUUAUCACUGAUGUACUUGCGGCAUUAGGCUAUGGCCAGGAUGUCAAGGCGCAGAGAAAGGCGGUAGCCGUGGUCCAAGGCCGAGGAAAAGAGGUGGGGGAUGAAGGCGUCGGGCAAGAGGAUUACGGUGGGGAGAAGACGGGGUCACAAAUCCUUACCAAGGGCCAGCGGAAGCAACGCAAUCUGUUGCAGGGUGGCCAAGGGUCUGGCAAAGGACAGGCCCCCCAGGCAGUCGCUGCACCACCAGUAGCCGCUGUAGAGGAGCAUGAGCAGUUAAUGGGAGGGAUGUAUCUGCUCACUAAUACACUCCUGCAAGGGGAUUUCGACCGGAGAGGCGCAUUUAGUCAUGAGGAGGAUGAAAUCCUGAUUCCGGAAAGUCAGGAUGACGAGUUCGAAGAAGGGGAGAUUAAGAAGGCAUUCCCGGCAGAGGAAUACGACGGGAUCUAUCUCGAGCUGGGCCUACUUAUAUCCUGUGAGAUGAGGGACAGGGAUGCUAGCGACAAAGCACAGAAGUUGAGGCACCUCUACGUGGUGAGAGAUGGGCAUUUGUUCAUAAAGCGGCAAGUUGGGAGUCCCAAGCGGAUUGUGUGCGGGAGGAACCGACAAUUAGACAUCAUAGUGGCAUUACAUGAUGGUAUAGCAGGUGGGCACAGAGGGGUGAGUGCCACAUGCGCAAAGAUAAGCAAGCUCUACCAUUGGGAUGGAAUGCUGACGAUGAUCAUCAAGUACUGCCGAUCUUGUAUACCUUGCCAGGAAAGGUCUGACUUCUUGAAGGCAGCCAUGCAGAGGGGCGGGCGGGGCACGCGGCCACGACAGAGACCUCUCGGGGCAUCCGGAGGGGAGGAGCAGCAUGGGCCCUUCAGGAGAGAGCUUACACCCGUGUUUGAUGACGACAAUAUCGAGCUUUUCCUGGACGCCUACCGAGAGCAUGCAGCCCGGACAGGAUGGGACGUGUCUGAGAGGGUACGUCAUUUGAGGGGAAUUGGGAGGUUUGAGGAGCCCAUUGCGUACUCCCUGCUUAGUGACGAGUUGGCUCUCAGGAAAGAUAAGGUGGAACAGCUGACUGCCCAACUCGCAGAGGAGAGAGCCGAGAACAAGGCCAGGCAAGCUCGCCUGGAGGCAAAGGAGGCUGAGUGGGAGGCGAAACUCAAGGAAAUGGCGGCUGCAGUAGAAAAACUUACCGCCACCAAGGUAAUCGACUGGACUGAGCAGAGCAGGUAUGGCAUCCAAGGCAAGGAGGUGCAAGGGCUGUUUGGCCAAGAGGAGGCCGCAGAGGCAUCUCGACAGGAGAAGUUGGGGAAGGUAUUUAUGGACCCAGCUGAGGCAGAGGCAAGGAAGGAAGCCAACAAGGAAAGCUUUGAGUUCAAGGCUCCCACUGAUCUGGCUUCACAGCAGGAGGCCGCUACUUCAGCAGAUGCUCCUAAGGAGGUGCUGACCCAAGAACCCCAACCUGCAUCAGUAGGAGAGGGGGAGGCAGAGGAGUCACUGGCAAUCCUUCUAGACGUACAGGAGGGGACACUCACUGGAGCGGUGGGGUCUCCACAGCCGGAGGCACAAGGGGAGGAGCCAUCACGCUUGGACGAGUUGGUUGCUGCCAUGGAAGUGGAUAUGCCGCGAGAGAGGCCUCAGGGGCUGGAGGCCCCAGAGCACGAGCCAAAGUUGGAAGAGUUGACGGUACAGCUGGGCUCGUGGGCCACUGGGACCGACUCGGGAGGACCGACUACUGAGCAGCGGCAGCAAGAGGCCACGAGCCAGCCUACUAGAGCCACUACUCCCCAGGCUCCAGGGUCCAGAGAGGGGGAGGAGGAAACCAUAUUGGAGGUAACCCUCGAGGGCCGGCCACUGAGAUUGAAUACCCCUGAUUACCAACCCGAGAGAGAGAUGCAGUAGGGGGAGUCAAGUGCCCAGGGAAUCGAAGGGGGAGCUGAAGGACCGUGGCACCUGCCU